UUUUAAUUUUAUUUCACACCUCAUCUAUUUUACAUGUCAACAAUUAAUCAAACAUUUCAAGUUUGACUACCAAAAUACCUCACAAAAAUCAACGAUGACAGCAUUAUCGGAUAAUCAUUUGGAAUACUAAAUUAAUUCUUCAUGCCACUAAUUUGGCAUACUUCAUAAGUAAAACCAAUUUGAACACACUCGACAGACACGUCCGGUCGGGUACUCCUACGUAACUAGCAUUUUAAAUCUAAGUUUUACCUUGCAAAAUUAGUACGCCAUAAUCAUGUCCUCACAUGCGACAAGAUAUUUUGGCAACCAUCUAAUAUAACUAUGACAUGUUUAUGCUUCGAUCAAGAUAAUCGUCGCGAUUAAUAUAUCUAUUCAAUCCAUUAAUAAAAAUAGUUAACUAAAGAACGGUUACCGAUUCAACUAGAAUUCCAAGCCAACGUUGACGAUUCUUGUUCAGGCCUUCUGUCGAGCUCCUGGCAAGCGCCCUGUGAGUUCCACUUCUUCACUCAAACUUCUAAAAUUGCAGCGGUGAUCGAAGACGAGCACGUAGAGGCAGAGUUGGAGCGAACACGAUGACAGCAAGGUUGCUGCUAUCCGAAACACGGAUCCGGCGACGAAGAACCAAAGUUGUCGACGAUGGGGUCCCUGACGAGCGUUGCUUUCGAACUUCAUUUUUAUCUUGAACCAUAGCUCUAUUCUCACUCCCACACACACGCAGGCGAGGCAACCACAAAAGGAACUUGACGACGAUGGCAGACACAAAUAUAGACAUGAUGCCAGGGCGUCGAGUAAUGCCCAGCAAUCACGACAAAGCUGACUGCGAGUAGGAUAACGAUGCGGUACUGAGUGGCGCGCGAGCAGAGAGGCACAAGAGCUAGCGAGUUCGGACGGCUGGAGCAGAGUAAAUUUGAGGGCCAGGCGAGACGGGCAGCGUGACGAUGCCGACCACAACGAGCACGACGUCCGGGGCACAGCAGGGGACGACGGAAGGGAGAGCGACACAGGGGCGAGCUGGAUAUCGACGGUGUUGGGGUUCUGCGACAAGGCAAGGUCGAGCACAUAGAGCGACUAGCUACGGAUCUAGAGCAGGCCGAGCGAAGCUCGUGGCUGCGCGCAGGGAAAACCAGGAGAGCGCGCGGCGGGGCGAGCGCAGGGAAUAGGAGGAGCGGCCGAGCCGGGCAGCUGUGGCCAGGGUGAGCAGGAACACAUGCGAGAGGUCGAGACCGAGCAGAGAGAGCAGCCUGGCAGCGUGGCGGCCCGCGUCCGCAACAAGCGGGCUGGGCACCAAGCAGGAACUGAGCGGUCGCAGAGGAGAAACGACGGUGAGCAGAGAGCUUCGCGUGUGCAGGAAGCUGGGAGCUUGGGCAAGACCGAGCAGAGGGCACAUCUACACGCGCAAGCAGGGAGAAGGGCACCGUGGCAAGCGCAGGGGAGCAGCGCGGUCAGCCAUGGAAGCAGGGGCAAGCCAGGAGCUGGGAGGGAGAUGGGGCUGGGCGCGCACGACCACCAAAGCGCGGUGCAGGGAGGCCGAGCGGCACAUCAUCACGGCCGGGACAAUGGUGCCAUGUAUGGAGUCUACAGGGGCACCAUGGCCAGCAGGGAGAUGGGCACCAAGCACCGGAGAUGGAGGAAUGGGUGGGGAAGGGGCUCGGCUGGGAGAUCCGGCCAGGUGCGGCUGUGAGAAGCUCGAGGCACGCCAUGGGAGCCGCGCGGUCUGCCGAGUAGGGAGCCGGCGCGCAGGGAGCUCCGAGCAGAGGGACGCAGUCAUGGUGGACGGAUCGGCGCCAUGGGCAAGAGAGCACAGAGCAGAAGGAGCUCCGGCAAGGAGAGAGUCGAGGGGAAGACGAGGAGCUGGGACGGUCAGUUUCGUCACGCGCGCCUCCGCAGCCUGCACGCGCUAGUCUCCGCGGCCGACUGCGCCCGCGCGGCCAACCCGACGGCAAAAGCGAGCUAGAGCAGAAGGGGCGCGACGAAGGAGGCUCGGUACGAAAGAACUCCGAGGAGGGGCAAGCUCGCGCGGCAGGGAGGAGCUGGGGGGUCGCGACGAGCAGAGAGGGUGAGAGCGAAGGGGCGGCUGGGCAGCUUGAGGAGGAGAAGAGGGUCUGGGCGCGUAGAAGACGAGCACGGCUGGGAAAAAUCAGGCGAGGGGCGGCGGGAUCUUUUUCCCUGAGCGGCGGCCGGAUAAAGACGAGGGAACGGCGGUGGCUGAAAAAAAAUCGAGAGAGAGAACGGCUGAAGAUAUUCCUUUUUUUAAAUUUCUUCCCUUUUUACCGAAAAUCACAGAUAUUUUUGAAUC
Zea mays is the source of this 2296-nucleotide messenger RNA. RefSeq lists its product as uncharacterized. The record is from RefSeq and is a predicted model, not a curated record. Bases 1208 to 1681 code for a protein of 157 amino acids. NCBI's taxonomy places the organism in Eukaryota, Viridiplantae, Streptophyta, Magnoliopsida, Poales, Poaceae. The transcript has a single exon.